CACAGAGGUAGGAAGGACAGCAGAGCUGACAAUCACAGCAGCCCUGACAAGAGCAUUCCUGGAGCCCAAGCUCUUCUCCACAGAGGACAAGCAGGCAGCAGAGACCAUGGGGUCCCCUUCAGCCUGUCCACACAGAGCAUGCAUCCCCUGGCUCCUGCUCACAGCCUCACUUCUAACCUUCUGGAACCUGCCCACCAGUGCCCAGACUAACAUUGAAGUUGUGCCGUUCAAUGUUGCAGAGGGGAAGGAGGUCAUUCUGCUAGUCAGUAAUGUGUCCCGCAAUCUUUAUGGCUACAACUGGUACAAAGGGGAAAGGGUGCACGCCAACUAUCGAAUUAUAGGAUAUGUAACAAACAAAGGGGAAAAUGCCCCAGGGCCCGCACACAGCGGUCGAGAGACAAUAUACUCCAAUGGAUCCCUGCUGAUCCAGAACGUCAGCCUCAGUGACCCAGGAAUCUAUACCCUAAACGUUAUAAACGAAGAUCUUGUGAAUGAAGAAGUAACCAGGCAAUUCUACGUAUUCUCGGAGCCACCAAAGCCCUCCAUCUCCAGCAACACCUUCAAUCCGGUGGAGAACAAGGAUAUUGUGGCUUUAACCUGUCAACCUGAAACUCAGGACACAACCUACCUGUGGUGGGUAAACAAUCAGAGCCUCCAGGUCAGUCCCAGGCGGCUGCUCUCCAUUGACAACAGGACCCUCGUUCUACUGAGCGUCACAACGAAUGACAAAGGACCCUAUGAAUGUGAAAUACAGAACUCAGUGGGUGCCAGGCGCAGUGACCCAGUCACCCUGAAUGUCCGCCAUGAAUCAGUAACAGGAAGUUCUCCUGACCUCUCAGCUGGGACCGCUGUCAGCAUCAUGAUUGGAGUACUGGCUGGGAUGGCUCUGAUAUAGCAGACCUGGUGUAGUUUCUGCAUUUCAGGAAGAGUGUUUUUAUUAUCUACUUGUAGACCGGACUGCCUGUUCCUUCAAUGUCGUUUUCUCCUGUGGAACCACUAAUUAUAAGACCUGCUCUCAUCCUGAAGACCUAUAAGCUGGAGGUGGACAACUCAAUGUAAAUUUCAAGGGAAAACCCUCAUGCCUGAGAUGUGAGCCACUCAGAGCUCACCAAAAUGUUCAACACCAUAACUAGAGACACUCAAAUUGCCAACCAGGAUGAGAAGUUGAUGACUUCAUGCUGUGGACAGUUUUUCCCAAGAUGUCGGAACAAGACUUCCCAUCGUGAUGAGGCUCUUAUCCCACUCAAUUUUUCCCUGCUUAUGCCUGCCUCUUUAAUUUGGCAAGAUAAUGCUGUAACUACAAUUUCACCAUCAGUGUAGGUAAUUUGACAGAGUGUUGGAUCUGUCAUGUCAUGUCAAACCCAAAUCUUUACAUGACCUAACGGAUCCUUUAUUCCACCCAGUGGCUAACUUUAACAACAUCCCUAAUACAACUGUUUUUUCACAUGUACAGUGGUCUCUUUUAGAGUUAGACCUCUAGACUCACCUGUUCUCACUCACUAUUUUAAUGUAACCCAGUCAUGGGAUGCUAGAUAAUAGAAUUGCUCCCUAUUAGCUGAACAGUGAGGAGUUUGUGCAGUUGCUGACACUUCUUGUUGCACAUGGAUAAAUACAGCGGGUACUAUAGAUACUCAGUUGCAAAAAUUAACAAACAUGCUGCUUGGUUAAAAUGGGUAGGCUCCUCAUGUGGCUCGUUCUUUAAUCUAUUCUAUUUUAUUUGGUUUGGCUCAUGGGGUCUCUACCUAUGGAUCAUACUCCAAACUCUUGGUGUUAUCCUCCUGAUUGUCACAAUAUUAGUUACCCUGGUGUGCUGUAUUCUCUAAAACCUUUACAUGUUUGUAGGCAGUCAUUAGUCAAAUGUCAAAUAUUCUCUCUUUGACUGGAAUGACAAAAACUCAAAUAAAUGUGUGAUUAGGAAGACAUCAUAACCUAUGAAUGAUGGAAGUCCAAAAUGAUGGUAACUGACAGUAGUGUUAAUGCCUUAUGUUUAGUCAAACUCUCAUCUAGGUGAGAGCCUAGUGACUCCAGAAUGGAGCCUGUCAUUCUAAAGGCCACAUACUCACACUGAAACAUUGAGGAAGCAGGUAGAUCUCAGAACAGAUAAAUUUUUCCUAAAAACAGGAGAGUCCAGGCUAUGUCAGCACAGUCAGAAAGUCCUUUCUGCUUUAACGCUUAGAAAAAAGUAAUAUGAAGUAUUUUGAAAUUAACCAAUCAGUUUAUUUAAAUGAGUUUAUUUAUAUUCUUCUGUUCCUGGAUUCCCAUUUUACAAAACCCACUGUUCUACUAUUGUAUUGCCCAGUGGAAGCUAUCACUAUAUUUUGCAGAAUGGAAACUGCCCUGACUCAUGAAUCACAAAUAAAAGCCAAUUGGAUCUGU
Messenger RNA from Mandrillus leucophaeus (drill), 2376 nucleotides. Its product is annotated as carcinoembryonic antigen-related cell adhesion molecule 4. NCBI's taxonomy places the organism in Eukaryota, Metazoa, Chordata, Mammalia, Primates, Cercopithecidae. The record is from RefSeq and is a predicted model, not a curated record. Gene Ontology annotation, biological process: signal transduction; regulation of immune system process. Gene Ontology annotation, cellular component: cell surface; plasma membrane. Bases 107 to 895 code for a protein of 262 amino acids. The transcript has 5 exons. Gene Ontology annotation, molecular function: protein tyrosine kinase binding.